Messenger RNA from Pectinophora gossypiella (pink bollworm), 4088 nucleotides. RefSeq names its product protein angel homolog 1 (gene angel). Gene Ontology annotation, molecular function: 3'-5'-RNA exonuclease activity. The transcript is spliced from 10 exons. NCBI's taxonomy places the organism in Eukaryota, Metazoa, Arthropoda, Insecta, Lepidoptera, Gelechiidae. The record is from RefSeq and is a predicted model, not a curated record. The coding region runs from base 368 to 1948 and encodes 526 amino acids.
CUCAGAUACCAUAGAGCCACGGACCUUCAUCCGUCACUCACGUUUGUCUCAGAUCCAUUCAUCACAAUAUAAUACAUUUUUCUGUUCAAGUUCUGUUUCUAUGAGAGGUCGGUGGGUCAACAAAGAUGAAUUUUAGUAGAUAGAUUUUAUAUAACAUCAUGGUUUUUGCUCUUUGUUUUUCAAAUAAAUAAAAUGGCUUUCUUUGAAUGCAUGAAACAACAUUGAAGAGCAAAAUCCAUGCAACAUAUUUCAAAAGUAUUUCUUAUGCUCAUGGAGAUGUUGAAAAUAUUUAAUGCAUGUGUGUAGACUCUUAUCGUUAGUCUAGUGAUAAUAAUAAUUAUGCUAAGUAUUUUAUAUAUUUAAAGAUAUGCUGAAAUUGACCAACAGUUUUUGCAGAUAUCUCAAGUUCACAUGUGAGAAUAGACAUUAUAACAGGGCACAUGUGAAAACUUUCUCACAUUUGACAAACCCAAGACACACAUGUCAUAAUUUAGAGAAUCAUCCACAUCCCUCUUUUGCUACACCAUUUAUUGAUACUGGCCAACAAUUAAGAUUUUAUGCAAAUAUAAAAAAAAGAUUUUAUCUCAAAAGACUAAAUAAAAGUUCUAAUGAAUCAAAAAAAUCCAAGCAAAUGAGUGAGUCACUGCAGCCUACUCUGAAUCAUGUUAGCUAUGGAGGACAAUUUGAAAUUACAUCAGAAGGUAGCAGCCCUGGUAGGUGGAAAAAACCACUGGGUGAUUCUGGGUCUACAGCUAAUAAAAAGGAACCCUGUCCCAUACCACCAAAUUUUCGUGUUUGGGAACAAAUCCUGAAGAAACCUGACGCCAGUGAUGGAAAUUCCUUCAAGUUUAAGAUAUUAUCGUACAACGUGUUGGCUCAGUACUUACUGGAGUGUCACCCAUAUUUGUACACAGAUUGUGUCCCACAUAAUCUCACAUGGAAAGUUAGAGCUGCAAGACUAUACGAUGAAAUUGUAAAGCUAGCACCAGAUAUAUUAUGCUUACAAGAAGUACAAGCUUCGCAUCUAAAUUCCUUUUAUUCAAAGUUUGAAAAAAUCGGAUAUUAUGGAGUAUUCAAACAAAAAACGGGUCACCGACAUGAUGGUUGUGCUAUCUACUUCAAGCAGUCGCUAUUUGACUUGUGGGACCAGGUCACUGUUGAAUACUAUCAGCCGGCGUUACCAAUUUUGAACCGCGAUAACAUCGGCGUGAUGGUGAAAUUGAUGCCCAGGAAUUACUACGGGCCGCCUAUAGUAAUCGCCACAACACACCUCUUGUACAAUCCGCAAAGGACAGACGUGAGGUUGGCGCAAAUACAGUUGCUUCUAGCAGAAUUAGACAGAUUUGCUUUCUACAACGAUGGACGAGAAACGGGUCACUUGCCUAUAAUUUUAACUGGAGACUUCAAUUCGACUCCCGACAGUGCAGUCAUAAAGCUUUUAGAUAGGGGACGUGUCAGUACAAGGCCAUUUCGGGAUACAUCUGACUGGAAGAACAUAGGAGUAACAGACAAUUGUCAGCAUUUAUCUGUUUAUCUUAACAGACAGCAAGGUCGAGUGACUGACUUUUGCAUGACAAAGAUUCACAAUACAGACUACCGAGAAAGCACCCCGGGGCCGAGUGACUUAUGCCGUGUGUCCCCCAACCACAAUGCAUACAGCGAACUUUUCAACAGUGGGCUAGUCAGCCACUCUCUCAACCUUAAAUCCACUUACAAUAAAUAUAAACCCGACGGCUGCCAAGAAGCUACUACGUUCCAGGAUUUUUGGAUAACUGUCGACUAUAUUUAUUUCAGCUAUUGCAGUACUUUGAAGCUUGUAGAGCGUCUCCGCCUUCCUACGGCUGAUGAAUGUGAUACCCUGGGCAAGUUACCCAACGACGCUUACGGUUCCGAUCAUCUCGCAUUAGCUGCUGUCUUUGAAUUAAAGUCACGCAAGUCCUCUUUAUAAAUUCUCUCUAUGUAGUUAGUCUUCCGCUAUAUACGAUUAGGUAAAGAUACAGUUUAAUGGCAACCUGACGGAGUAGAUAGUCAGAUCCGAAAUUACCUUAUUGUAUAUUUCAAGUUUUAUUGAUUCAUUAGUGCGUCUAAAACUAAUAAUAUUAAUAUUGUAAUAGCGUGUGGUAACAUAUAACGGAAAGGUGUACUAAAGAUUAGACAAAUAUAGCUGAUUACGGGUCGUGGUACGUGAAAUAAGGAUCUAAAAUUAUUUUCGUUACUAUAGAAGGUAGAAUAAAUAGAAUUAUAGCCCAUCUACGAUAGGAUUUUUAUACUACAUCUAAUCGGAAAAUGCCUUUUACCUUUUUUGAAAAAGGGGAAGUUAUACAAAUAAAAGGGAAGAGAAAGUGUAUGAAAAACUAAAUUUACCUCCAUCUUUUUGCUUUUUAUUUUUUUGACAACAUCAUUAGAAGCUUACCUUAAGAGGUUUUAUAUACAAGUCUCGCCAUAUUGUUCUUAAUAUGAAAUUAAUUGAGUAUAAACAAACGUUAUUUUCCUUGUAGAUGUAGUAUAAAGCACUAGGUAUCACUCGGGAGAAAGUACAAUUCCCAACUUGUGUGUAAGAAGCUCAAACUACACUCUCGUUGGUAUUCGGUCACUUUCUUCCCUUGGUGAACAGUGUACUUACUAUUAUAUUUGUAAUAAAGUUCUAAACCUGUACAUUGCGAUGAAUAACUUAAAUGUUCGCACCCAAAACAUGAUGAUACGUAUUAUAAUUAUGUAUAAUUUAUUAUGUAUUAUACAGAGGGGCCCAAAGGUUCACUUUCAAAAUGAAACAUUAGAAUGAGGGACUCAUUGGCUACCAGAAGCAUCUCCCCCUCCCAUUUAUGAUCAGCGAAUAUUUUAGGUUUAGAAGAUAUGAUCUAUUUUGUACCUUUUUCAACAUUUUCUCAUCAUUAUUUUGUCGCCAUUUCUUUCUUAAUAAUAAUUUUAAGAAAGUGGACCACUAGAUAAAAAAUUUUGCCGAAUCAAAGAUAAAAAAACUUAUUCGAAGUCAAAGUGAGAAUUUGAUCAAAAUUGUUACCAUUGCUGAAACCUCGCCGAAGAAUAAUAAACACAUGAGGUUGUCAUGAACCCUGAAAGUAUUUCUAAUGACUGCUCCAUUUAAGAGGCUUUUAGAAACUUAAUAAAAGUAACUUCUAAUAGGGGCAAAAAACGAAGUAAUUGGCCCUCAAAGAUUGGAAGUCAGAGAUAUUUGAAUUAAUAUUUGAUGUUAUAUGUAUUAAUAAUCGCUGAACAUGGGGGGUUUCUGUUAGCAAAUGAUCUGUCUAAUUUUUUAUUUUGAACAUGAACCUCUGGGUCACCCUGUAUACGCCUGUUUUAUAAACGAGUAAUGUGGUUUUGUCAUACCUACAGGUUUCUCGUUAAUAAUAUAGUGUUACCUUGACAGAAAUACCUAUAUAUCUUAUAAUAUUUACAACAAAAGGAUUAAAACUGAGCAUUCUACGUUGCCUUAUAGCAAAAUAGUACACAUUUAAAUGCCGAACUGAUAGUAUUCAUACAUUAUAUUCAAUCAGCAAUCAUAAUUGUUCUAGUAUUAUCGAAUUGUUAGGUAUCGGAACUAACUGCAGCUUACGUAACUAAUUAAUAAUCCGCUGUUGCAAAGGUGCUUUCUGUCUUACUAUAUUGACAAUCCAAUAGCCUUCUUUAUUUAAAAUUUUGUGUAUAAAUUAUAACAGUAAUAACAAGUAACUUUUGUUUAUAGGCAAUAAUAUGUGCGAUAGGGCACAUAAGUAUGACAUUGAGGCCGUUGGUAUUAGAUUUGUAUAAUAUGUACAUAAAUGCGAGUUGACUGCGUUAAUUGUUGCCUAAUAGGUUAUCAAUUGUUGCUUAAUAGGUUGUGUCGUGUAGCAACCACAUAGACAACGUCCGCAAGUGGAUCAGUAUAUUCAAUUUAGUAAUACAUUCAAAGAUUUUCUUACGUCGUUGACAGUAUAACUGAGCGGCGCGACUAAUUUAAUCGCGAUAUUCUUAGAUUUUCCAUUUUAAUUAUAUUCAUGUAUAGAGAAGAAAUAAUUGUUUAUGUUUAAUUGUGUCCUACAUUAAUAUAUAUUUUGGUAUAAUUUUGGAAAUACAAUGAUGAUGAAACAUAA